CAUUUCGGAAAGUCCGCAAUGAGUCGUUAGAUGAUUUCAAGGCUUCUCCAAUCAGAUAUUGAUUCUAUUAUAUAACGAUGUUACAGUUUCAUUGACGCUUUUCGAUAUAUCAAGCUUCAUAGCUUUAAUAUUAAUAUUAUAUUUAAUCUGACAUGUUUUUUAAAUAUUUAAUAUAUGAUAUAAAAACGAUAUCUUGCCUUCUCAAAUAUUCUCGUUACUAAUUAAUGUUAUUGAAUUUUGAUGCAGUGAAACAUCGAAAGCCUAGAAUUAGAAAAAUUAAUGCAACAUUUAAUGGGCUGUCCUCUUAAUAGGAUGAAUGAAUUGUACGCAGACGACCUGAACCACAGCUGUGCGAUUUCCUGCGUUUAGAUGCUCUUGGCUUGUUAAUCGACAAAAAGCAAUGUCCUGCCAAGUUUCCGCAAAGUGCAUUAUUAUUUAGAACCAUGAUGUCACGAGAAUCAUUAUGCGGCGCGUGUGGAAUCCGUCGUCGCUCAGGAUGAGGAGGACAACUUGCGUUUUUAGUUCCGACAGCGUCAAUUUUAGAUCACUUUUAGCCGCGGGGAAGUGUCCCAAAAAUAUGAUCUCGCGUCCUCUCUUCGAAUCGAUAAAUAUUGUAAUAACUAUAAUAACUAUAAAUAAAUAAUACAAUGUUAUUAUAAAAUGAAUACCGCGUUUUUGCAAAUUAAUUUAUCCAAAUUAAUGACAAGCAAGUCUCAUGAAUUACAAUUAGCAAUAUUAAGUGGGCAUAUCAACAAUUGAUUAUAAAACUUGUCUUUCACUUGAAUUAACGUUGUCACGCUUUUAAUAAGUAAACCAAAGAUGUUCCAAUUACGAAAUUGACUAACCGCGCAAAGUCACUCCGUCUUGUUUACCGAAAUUAAAUUUAAUGCUUGACGUCAUGGCUAAUCGACGUGCGAUGGCCAAACGCCGCGUCGCACUCAUCUAAUCAUAAGUUGAGGGCUUUUAUUCGUGUGUACGAAGAGUAAUCAGUUAGCGAGGUGUAUUAAAAGUAGCAGACACGUUAUUUAUUACACGCGACUUUAUCACAACGCAACUUUCCCGGAUUUCGUGUAAUGAUAUCGGAAUGACGAUCUAUUAAAGAGUGAUCGUCAGAAAUAACAGUCGGAUUUCUGGGAAACAAAUAAGGACGAUAUCGGAUUUAUCGCCGAAUUCCCGCGCGACUAUUUUUUUUGCAAUAAAGCAGCAUUACGGCGCAUCCUGCUGGACGGAAACUGGGUUACACGGCUGAGUCGUCGACCUAAAAAUAUCCGCGGCGAACCAACAGAAACAUGUCAGCAAGACAUAUCGGCGAUUCGCGGAAAAUUUCAGCGACGACAUCACUAUUAGCACAAAAGGACAUGAUCACAGGAUUUCUCUGAGUGAUUUCUAUAUAAUGGGAGCUGUCACAAUUGAUAUUCAUUAAUUGAUGGUUAAUUUGAUCAAUCAAUUAAUUAUUUUAAAUAACGAUUGAAAAAAGCUACCGUGUGCUUUUGAACGAUGAGAACGAUGUGUAACUUAUAUAUUUAUUAUUUAAUUAAUUUUUAUCAUCAUUCUUAAUUUUUGCGAUGUCCAUCUCAUCAUGUUUUGCAAUAAAAUUUCAUUUUUCAUUUAUCGUUUCUUGAGCUAUAAUUAAAAAGAAUUUAAAAGUCAAGUCAUUUAUUAUGAAUUACUAAAUUAUAUGUGAAUUGUAUGAAUUAAUAUUAUGAAUAAAUAAUUUACAAUAGACUUAUUAAUUAAUAAUUGAUGUUUAGAGGAAUAAAUGUUCGAUGCAGUGGCAAACAUUGGCUACAAAUCAGCAAAUGUUUCCAGAACUUCAAUUCGCAUCCUUCAAUUUCACGGAGCGAAUUAGCGCAUAAAGAUAAAGCAGACUUUCGAGGACACCGUGCGUGUUUCAUGUUCCCUGUCACGUGACCGGUACACGCGCGGCCCGAUUCGUCGCGCUCACGUGUUCCGCACGCGUUGUUACCGCACUUUCUGCCGGAGGUUUAUGCAACGGGCUGCAUUUGCAGCUGCAACGAACGUAUGUUACACGCAUGCACGCGCCGACCGGAUUCGCGCAUCAAUAGGAAAGCUUGACAGCCGCGGCCUUCGGCAGGCCGACGAGAGAGAUUUGGCACUUGACGGCAGUUUAACAUGAAUGUUAUUGCCAUUGUAGGCGUAUCUCGUAAUUUGUUGUUUGAUGUACGCACGCGACGAACAAAUUCUCGCGUUAGAUGAUACCGCGAGAGACAGAAUAUCAGUUUUAUCGUCUCAACGCCUCGCUCGUUUCGAGAAAUUAAAAAAAAACUGAUGCUUGUACUUUAAAUAAGAAAUUGAAAGAAACUAUUUUAUGAUAUAUAAUUUAAUAUUAAAGAACAUGAUCACACGUGUCUCGUAAUUGAAUUGCAUGAAACGAUCAAGUUGUCAAAAGAAUGAUUCUGAUUUUUUCGAGUCCGAUUGAUAAUUCCGGUUAAUCACCGUUGAUUUUCAUCGAAAAAAUAAAUAUUUGCGAAGGAAGACAGGAUUUCCUUUACAAAUACACCGCUUUUCAUCGUUUCCGACGCACUUCCUCUUGCAUAUGUCUUUCCUGUACUUCCUGGACGGAUCUUGCGGUCGUUCGAAUGCAUGAUCGUUUAUCAUUGGCAGACCACUGUAUCCUUCGCGAUCGUCUUAUAAAUUCCAGCAUUGACACGCCCGGUACAUAAAAAUCUAUCGUACGUCCUCCCAGGAGCAACAUCGCAAACCUUCCCUCUCAUUUUUGAAUCUUCUAUCGUUAUUGCGGAUUAUUUUGCUGCCGAUUCAGUGCGUCGCACACGGUGGGCAACAUGAGUAACAGAAUGGAUAUCCUUCAUCUGUUCGAUCGAACUAUGGAGCCAAUGUACAUGCCCAAGGGAAGAGAAAGAGUCACUUUCGAUGUACCGCUUAACUACUUGUCAGAAAAUGUAGAAGGAUUCAAAUCGAUUACUACUGGCGGCACGUCGAAAGUCCCGAUUAAGGAGAUGAGUCUGCCAGAUAUCAGAAUACCUCUCCAGCUUGGACGUCAAGAGCCUUUCUCUCUUUUCAUCCCUAAGCACCGAGAGAUGGCCACGUCUCUCAUCGACACCUUUCUUGAUAUGGAAACGUUCGACGACUUCCUUUCGACAUCGAUUUACUGUCGCGAUCAGGUCAAUCCACAGAUGUUCGUCUACGCAUUCUCGGUGGCGAUGCUGCAUCGUCCCGAUACCAGGGAUAUACCGAUUCCACCAUUGACGGAAAUUUUGCCAGAGAAGUAUUUUGACAAGAGAACAUUAAGCAGAGCGAAGAAGAUGGCAAACCUUAUGCCGGAGACAUCCAGGCCGCCUGUUGAAAUUCCGCGAGAAUUUACAGCGUCGGAUCUCGACGAGGAGCAUCGCGUGGCUUAUUGGAGGGAAGACAUUGGGAUCAAUCUUCAUCACUGGCAUUGGCAUCUGGUCUAUCCAUUCGAAGGCAACAUAAAUAUUGUUAACAAGGAUCGGCGAGGUGAACUGUUCUAUUAUAUGCAUCACCAGGUCCAAGCUAGAUACAACUGCGAACGUCUGUGCAACCGACUGCCUCGAGUGAAGCGCUUUCACAAUUGGCGCGAGCCGAUCCAGGAGGGUUACUUCCCCAAGUUGGAUUCUUUGGUUGCGGACCAUGUUUGGCCCGCUCGUCCUGCCGGCGCCGUAAUCAAGGAUGUCCAUCGUCCUGAGAUUUACCUGAGCUACGACGUCCAAGACCUGGAGAGAUGGCGUGAUCGCAUCUACGAGAUCAUUCACACCGGUACUUAUAUCGACUCCCGUGGCGAGAGGGUACCUUUGACCGAGUUCGAGGGCAUAAACGUGCUCGGUAACAUCAUGGAGUCCAGCAUCCUGUCGCCCAAUCGCAGCGUCUACGGCGAUCUUCACAAUCUCGUUCACAUGGCCAUCUCUUACUGCCACGAUCCGGAUCAUCGUUACUUGGAAAAUUUCGGAAUCAUGGGGGAACCGGCCACUGCUAUGAGAGAUCCCAUUUUCUACAGAUUCCACGGGUUCACUGAUCGUGUGUUUCUGGAGUACAAGAAUACACUUCCCGAGUACAGCCUACAGCAGGUGAGUGCACACACCCCAUUUUUAUAUCGAUAUCGAUUAUCGGUUUACUUUAGUAAUUUAUAUUGUAUAUCAUUGUUUCAGUUGAGCUUCGCCGGCGUGGAAAUCACGGACAUAUGGGUGCAGACUCCGGACCAGUCAGCAAACGUGCUGACGACUUUCUGGAAGCAGAGUGACAUCGAUCUAUCUCGCGGCUUAGAUUUUAUACCACGCGGUAGUCUUCCCGUCAGAUUCACUCAUCUCUUUCAUACAAAUUUCACCUACAGUAUCGUCGCCAUCAAUCGCAACGCGCCACGUCGAGGAACCGUUCGUAUAUUCAUCGCGCCCAAGCGGAACGAACGCGGAAUGCUGUACGAGUUCAUAGAGCAGAAGGAGCUGAUGAUUGAAAUGGACAAGUUUACUGUUUUGCUGGGACCGGGUCGAAAUACCAUCGAGCGCAAAUCAACGGACUCUUCGGUAACUAUACCGUUCGAAAAGACAUUCCGCAGUCUCGAUGAGAACAGAUCAAACGAUAACGAGGAAUUCAACUUCUGCGGAUGUGGCUGGCCACAGCACAUGCUGGUACCUAAAGGAACGGAGGAAGGAUUUCCGAUGGAGCUCUUUAUCAUGAUAUCUGAUUACACCGGCGAUGAGGUGCAGCAGGAGGAACCGACCAGAUGCAGGGACGCGGUGAGUUAUUGCGGCCUGCGGGAUCGCAAGUACCCGGACGCACGACCCAUGGGCUACCCGUUCGAUCGUAGACCGCGCGCGGGUGUGGACACCCUGGCCCAAUUCCUCACCAGCAAUAUGGCAGUAACGGACAUCACUGUCCGUCACACGGACAUAUAAGCCAGGAACAAUCUUUUCUUGCUCGAAUUUUGAGGAUUAACCGAUCGAACCGUAGAGAUGGUUUCGCGAGAAUGGAGAUUCUCCUUUCAUCCGCAACAAACUAGAAACUAGAUUGUAGAAAGCAUCGAAUAAAAAAGCAAAAAAAACAUGAAAAUAAAGUCAAACUAAGCAAAUUAAA
Messenger RNA from Ooceraea biroi (clonal raider ant), 5067 nucleotides. Its product is annotated as phenoloxidase 1. Gene Ontology annotation, molecular function: oxidoreductase activity. The record is from RefSeq and is a predicted model, not a curated record. NCBI's taxonomy places the organism in Eukaryota, Metazoa, Arthropoda, Insecta, Hymenoptera, Formicidae.